AUGUGGGCACUGACAGCCCUCCUGCUCCUGGUUCCAAGCAGUGGGCAAGCUGCCACUCUGGAGAAGCCCAUAUUGUCUCUACAUCCACCUUGGACUACAAUCUUCAAGGGGGAGCGGGUAACCUUGCGGUGUGAUGGCUACCACCCCCUGCUCCUGGAGCUCCGGCCCAUCAGCACUCUCUGGUACCUGGGUCACCUGCUCCUGCCCUCCCACAAGAAGAGCAUUGAGGUCCAGACACCAGGCGUGUAUCGAUGCCAAACACGGGGAGCACCUGUCAGUGACCCUAUCCAUCUCUCUGUAUCCAAUGACUGGCUCAUCCUGCAAGUGCCCUACACCCCGGUCUUCGAGGGCGAGCCGCUGGUGAUACGCUGCCGCGGCUGGUACGACAAGGUCAUCUACAAGCUUCACUACUACCACGAUGGCCAGGCCGUGCGCUACUUCCACUCCAGCACCAACUACACAGUGUUGCAGGCGCGCGCCAGCGACAGUGGCCGCUACCAGUGCUCCGGCACCAUGCGCAUCCCGGUGGAGAGCGCUCCCAUGUUCUCCGCCAAGGUGGCUGUGACCGUGCAAGAGCUGUUCCAGGCGCCGGUGCUGAGCAUGGCCAGCCCGCAGGAGGCGCGCGGCGCGGCCCGCGGCGCGGUGGUGCUGCGCUGCGAGACGCGCCUGCACCCGCAGAAGCGCGACACGCCGCUGCAGUUCGCCUUCUACAAGUACAGCCGCGCCGUGCGCCGCUUCGACUGGGCCGCCGAGUACACCGUCCCGGAGCCCGAGGUCGACGAGCUGGAGUCGUACUGGUGCGAGGUGGCCACCGCCUCCCGCAGCGUCCGCAAGCGUAGCCCCUGGCUGCAGCUCCCGGGGCGGGGUUCGCCCCUGGAUCUGGCGCCCAGCACCGCCCCGGCCCCGCAGGCCGCAGCCUUGGCUCCGGCUAACAAGCCGCUGUCCUUUAGAAAGCCCCCGGUGUCCAGGUCGGUCCCGUCGGCGUCCUCCGCGGCGAACACCACCUCGGCGGGGCUGCAGUUCCCGGCCGGCAGCGUCCCCACUGCAGCCGGGCCGCCUGCCUGCGCUCCGCCCACGCCCGUGGACCCGGCCGGGGCCCUGAGACCCGACGUGGACCUUCUGCUCCGAGAAAUGCGGCUGCUCAAGGGCCUUCUGAGCAGGGUGGUCCUGGAAUUCAAGGAACCACAGGCCCUCCCGGGGCUCAGGGGAACCCGCGAGACGCCCACUUCCGCCUUGGCCGUGAGCCCCGCAACCACAGAGACCACUCCUGUGGAGAUCUGAGGUGACGGCCACCGUCCCCUGCUCUGCCGCCUCGCACGCCGAGCCCUUUCAAAGCCCUCUCUUGUUGCGUCCCUUUCUUUUGCUGUGGUUUGUAAAGAAGGGCCCAUGAAGUGUGGCGGGCCAGUCCGACCUCACUUAGAGGUCUGUAACCACAAACCUCGGUCAUCUCUUCCUUCUCCUGGCGAGGUUCAGUAAGGAACUGGAAACCUAGGGUUGACUGGCGGUUUAGGACUUGCGGUCAAUUUAGUCACCGUUAGCUCUUCAUAUGACACCUAGCCAGUGGCUCCUUCGGCACAGGCCAACGCUUGCUAGGUAAGGCUGUUGAGAGAGCCGAAGGUCAAGCUGUAAUUCAUCAUGGGUUUAUUUACCAGCUGUUAAUAUUAAAAAGACUUUCAGUCCCGUUAGUGAUGAGUUCAUAGCCUCAAAGUCGGUUCUGUUUAGUUUUAGGGAGGGAAAGGUAUUUGUGUGGACUUCCCACUCCCGGGUCAGAGUUCCGGUGGACUCACCCAGAUGCACCCCCUGGAGUCUGGUGGGUUUUUGGUAGGUAGCAGGCAGGCUGUGCUAACCUAGCAAGAAAUCCAACCAGAGAUCACUUUGGGGAAAGUGAUUGAGACAAAUCAUCAACGUUUCUGAAUUCUCUUGCUUUGUAGUUUUUUGUUUUUUCCUUCCUUCAUGGUCAUUCCAACGCUACACACCUAGAUACACCCAUGCACACAAACCCCUGCCCCACCCUCAUGGCACCCUCUCUGGUACCUGAAAAAAAGUGAGAGGCCCUUUUGAUUGCGAUUUCAGACUGUGCUCCCCAAAAAUCUCCUUUUCAUGGACCCCCCCCAUCACCCUGGUGGAGCCAUUGGUUCUCAGCAGGGGUGGGGUGACUUGUCCUCAGAGGGUCUCAUCUUCCCUUCUUCACUGGGAGCAAAUAACAACUACACCCCUCCGCCCUUUAAUUCUGCCUGAUGGGAAUUCAGUCACAUCCCCAUUGUCUGAGUGAUUGAUUAACCAGAAAGACAGCAGUAGACUGCACCAUAUCCUUCUUAGUGUUAUUCUUCACCAUGUUGUUCUUACAAAGUCACUGACAUUAUACCGUGCACACAUACAAGGCAGUGUGAUAAGUGCGCUGUGAAACACUGGAGAAAUUCAGAGGAGGAAACUGAAUUGUUGAAGGAAGAGCAAGAAUUCCCCAAAUAGAGAUGGGAGAAAGAUUGUUAGCGCAAAUAAACCCAGGAUACAAAGGCAUGGAGACACGAAAGACUCUGAUGUGUUUUUAGAGCUACAAAUAACUGAGUUUUGGAGAAUUCUAUGUGUUUCUGUGUGUAUAUGUGUGUGUGGUGUUUUUUAGGAAACGGUGGUAAAGAUGAAUAUUAGAAAGUAGGGGGGCCGAUGCUGUGGCGCAGUAGGUUAAUCCUCCACCUGCAGUGCCAGCAUCCCAUAUGAGCGCCAGUUCUAGUUCCAGCUGUUCCUCUUCCAAUCCAGCUCUCUGCUAUGGCCUGGGAAAGCAGUGGAAGAUGGUCCAAGUCCUUGGGCCCCUGCACCCACAUGGGAGACCAGGAAGAAGCACCUGGCUCCUGGCUUUGGAUGGGUGCAGCUCCAGCCGUUGCAGACAUCUGGGAAGCGAACCAAUGGACAGAAGACUUUUCUCUCUGUCUCUCCCUCUAACUGUC
Molecule: messenger RNA, 2942 nt
Organism: Lepus europaeus (European hare)
Lineage: Eukaryota; Metazoa; Chordata; Mammalia; Lagomorpha; Leporidae
Gene: FCRLB
Product: Fc receptor like B
Exons: 6
Coding region: 1-1281 (426 amino acids)
Biological process (GO): cell surface receptor signaling pathway; negative regulation of immune response
Molecular function (GO): transmembrane signaling receptor activity
Source: RefSeq, a predicted model, not a curated record